This is a messenger RNA of Glycine soja, 1651 nucleotides long. RefSeq lists its product as uncharacterized. The coding region runs from base 234 to 1226 and encodes 330 amino acids. The transcript is spliced from 6 exons. The record is from RefSeq and is a predicted model, not a curated record. Gene Ontology annotation, cellular component: nucleus. Lineage: Eukaryota; Viridiplantae; Streptophyta; Magnoliopsida; Fabales; Fabaceae.
UGUCCGUUUCAAUCCAAAACGAAGCUCAGGAGAGAGAAAGAGAGUUAUAUAGAGAGAGAAAGAGAAAAAACCAAUAUCACUAUGGCGUAGAGAGAGAGAGAGAGAGAGAGAGAAAACAACAACAAACCUCAUCACCACACAGAGUAGUAGAGAGAGAGAGAAAAAAAAAAAGAGAGUCCGUUAGUUAAUUUCAGUUUAUUUAUUUUAUAUUUUUAAAAAGAAGAGAAAAAGCAAUGGUGACAGAGGAAGAAAUAUCUGAAGCGGUUCAGUCUCUGCUGCGGGAAUCAAACCCUAGUAGAUUCACGACGCUAAACCAGGUGGUGGAGGAGCUCCAGGCCAAGCUCGGCCACGACCUCACUCACAAAAUCGAUUUCAUCACCGCGCAGAUCAACCUCCUCUUCGGAUCCCGACAACCGCCGCAAAACCCGCAUAGGCAGUUACAACAGCCUAAGGACCAUUUUGCCCCUCCGCCAAACCCUAAUUUUCACUCUGCCCCUGUCAGUGUUGGCUUUCAGUUGCAGAAUUUCUCUUCUUCUAACGCUGUUGUCGCUGCUGCUACUGCUGCUGAUGCUUCGCGCAUUGAAGCUCCUUCCGCUCCUGUUGUUGUUGAAGGCAACCAGGUUCCCAAGGAAAGUACUCAAACUAAGGUGAAGAGAAGAGGUGGCCCAGGAGGUCUCACCAAAAUCUGUGGUGUUUCGCCUGAACUUCAGGUCAUUGUUGGCCAGCCAGCAUUGUCGAGGACUGAGAUUGUGAAGCAACUGUGGGCUUACAUAAGGAAGAACAAUCUCCAAGAUCCCAGCAACAAAAGGAAAAUAAUUUGCAAUGAUGAACUGCGUGUGGUGUUUGAGACGGAUUGUACUGAUAUGUUCAAGAUGAAUAAGUUGCUAUCUAAGCACAUUAUCCCCCUUGAACCAACCAAAAAGCCUGUUCCAAAGAAACAGAAGGUAGAUGUGGAGUCAGGAACAAGAAGUGCUGAACCUACUCCUUCUGUAAUAAUAUCUGAUGCACUUGCUAACUUUUUCGGCAUUACUGGAAGGGAGAUGCUGCAGUCUGAGGUUCUGAGGCGUAUCUGGGAGUACAUUAAAGUCAACCAGCUAGAGGAUCCUGCGAAUCCUAUGGCUAUAGUGUGUGAUGGGAAGCUUCAGGAGAUCUUUGGCUGUGAAAGCAUUUCGGCAUUGGGGAUACCUGAAGUUCUGGGCCGUCAUCAUAUUUUUAGGAGUUCAUGAUGCUGACAGCAUUCUAUGUGACAGAUUGCAUGGUGUUAAUUCCAGUAUAGUUGGAACUGAUCUUGACCACAUGUUGAUAAGGUUCUGUAACUUGACUGAUAAGAUUUGUGUUCUUAGUUCUUGUUGAUAAGCUAUUAGCAGAGAAUGAAGAUGAUGUAAUAGAGACAACUAUUAGUUUGUUUGGGAGUGGCGAUGUGUUUCUAGGUCCUGCAGUUGUUGUUUGUCUAACUAGGCACUUAGGUUAGAAUGACCUGUGGCUGUGGGUAUUCUGACACCUGUAAAAUUCUGACAAUAGGAAAGAAAAUGAUGUACAAGGUAUCUUCCUUCAAACAUGACUAAUGCUAUUUUAUGUGUAGUUAAUGAAAUGCAGUUUGCCGGAUGUACAUGUAUUAUUUUGGAGAAAACUUGGAUAAUGUUUGUGCUUA